Molecule: messenger RNA, 2146 nt
Organism: Tuber aestivum (summer truffle)
Lineage: Eukaryota; Fungi; Ascomycota; Pezizomycetes; Pezizales; Tuberaceae
Source: the annotation of a GenBank genome assembly
AUGGAUCAGUACGAUCCACACCAGCCUCCAAGAGAUACACCUGAAAUAACCCCCUUCGCACCCGCGAAUACUAGCGUUGGGCCUACCGAGAAUUUACUGCGAUUAAGGACGAUAACUGACGAUUCACCUGGCGAUACUAAAGUUGAAAGAGUUUUUAGUGAUACAAGGUCAGUUGCUUCAACAAGGACGAAUGCUUCGAAUGCCUCUCGACUCCGGGAACGGAUUCGCAGGGAUCUGUCAUGGGGGACAAAGUUGCACUGGUUCCUUCCGAGUGCGAUGGUAGGACUAUUCAUCCUGGGGCUGUUGGGAUCUUUGCUGCAUCACUGGUUCUACCUUUCUUUGGAUGGAAAGGGUGCGAAGGAUCAAUUGAUAAUGGUUCGGUUUGGGACGGCGUUUGCAUUCUUCACGAAGGCUGCUUUAGUUGGGAGUAUCGUUCUUGCGUAUAGGUUUGUGGAGUCGCGGUGAUGGUGGUAAUGAUAGAUUGUGAUGCUGAUAGCUAUAGACAACGGGUCUGGUACACGCUGAGAACCAAGGCUAUUUCAGUAAAGGGGAUCGAUAAUUUGUUUGCACUGACGGAGGACCCUACAUGCUUCUAUUCCAAGGAUGUUGCAUUCAGAGCGAGAGUUGCGACAGCCAUGGCACUGGCAACAUGGUUAGUCUUAGAGUUUUCACCUACUGCUAUCUAAAAGGGAUCAUCGCUGAGAAUAAUUCUAGGAUUAUACCCCUCGCCGCUGUCUUGUCCCCCGGUGCGCUCACGGCACAACCAACAUAUGUGACAUCGGAUAGUGAAUGCACUGUACGAUCUUUAAACACCUCCGCGCAAAAUGAUGCCGUUCAGGAUAGACCCAAAUCCGGGGUCGGGGGGUACGAUCUAGUAACUUUCAAUAUCUCUGAGGCUGUAGGUGCACCGCGGUACUUCGGUGAUAUCGGCUACAUGUUGUCUCAAGUAUCCGCGUUCACAUUCUAUUCAAGAAAACCUAUUCCAAUCCACUCCCCUUGUGAAGGGUAUAACUGUACCUGGAACAUCGGUUUCGAUGCGCCAUGGUAUGAAUGUGAGGAGAAAAGCGUCGAUGAGGCAAGGGAGGCGCUAGCGACUAUGCAGUGGAACGAUAUCGAUACCGGCCCUUGGGCACCCCGGGGCGUCAUGACCUUGAGUGUCAUAUCCGACGGAUCUGAUUAUGAACCCAACCAGCCACUCUAUAAGAACGGCACAGACAACAUGCAGGGCUAUUUCGAGGACGAGCCGACCAUACGAGUCGGGUACCUCGUCGACACACACAUCCCCGUGGCGGAAGGAUCCGUAGUGUCGCGCAACGGCACCUGGAACGGCACCUGGAAAACCGUUUUCGAACCUCACUGGUUAAGUUGCGAUCUGUUCAAGGCGUACUGGAAUGUAACCCUCAACUUCACCAACGAGGCCCAAUCCGCCACAACCAAAGCGUCGAAUAAAAGGCGGGUAUUUGAAAAACCAAAAAUGGGCCCCUUGCAUCCAAACUAUAAAGAGAACGCACUGUACUACGCUUUUGGGAAAAUGAUCCGGGAUAGACUCAACAACGGCAACGGCUUUAAGAACGGCUCCGACGACAUAAUGCGAUACUCAGCCUUCCACCCUCUACUCAACGAGACCACCCGCCUGGCAAUAGAUGACGUCAAAGGUGGAGUAGAAAAGAUCGUCACGGAUCUGGGCCUAACACUCCUCAGCAUUAAAGACCUCGAGAUCGCCUUGGAGGCAAAAGCCCCGUGCGAGAGAUGGCGCUACGAGAAUCGCUUCCACUACUCUCGUCAAGGCCUCUGGAUUGGAUACACUCUCAGUGUCAUUGCGGCUCUGGCAUCUGUACUCGUCGGCAUGCACUCUAUUUACAUGAACGGCAUUACCUCCGAUACCCUGUUUUCGAAGAUUCUCGUGACCACGAGGAAUCCGACACUAGAUAAGCUGGUCAAAGAUCACGAGGGGGUUUGUCUCGGCGGUGAUCCGUUCCCCGAGAAACUGGAGAAGACGGAGUUGAUUUUUGCAAUUAUUGAUCAGACGGAUGGGGCGACGCAUACGGCUUUUGGAACUGUCGGCGAGACGACCCCCAUGCUUGGCUCUGUGGAGUAUAGGCGUUUGCUAAAUCCUGGGCGGGGGCAGGAGGCCACGAGCGCAUAG